Pteropus alecto (black flying fox) is the source of this 3787-nucleotide messenger RNA. RefSeq names its product shootin 1 (gene SHTN1). Lineage: Eukaryota; Metazoa; Chordata; Mammalia; Chiroptera; Pteropodidae. The transcript has 17 exons. The record is from RefSeq and is a predicted model, not a curated record. The coding region runs from base 353 to 2248 and encodes 631 amino acids.
AAGCCCAGCCGCCGCCGCCGCCGCCGGCUAGAGCGAGGGCUGUGACCCCGGGGCCACUGCGGGUGCCUCUCUCGCUCCCACCUCCUGCCCUCGGGCUGCCGGCGUGUCCCCGCCUCCAUCCUCACCCCCGCCCCGCAGCCCGCCGGCAGGUGAAGCCGCCCGGGCCGCGGAGUAGGUGCGCGGGGAUGAGCUCACUCGCCCGCUCCGCGCCUGCAGGAGGAGGAGCGGGAGCAAAUCCCACUUCCGGGUAGCGAAGCCGCACGCCACCGGCAUCUUGCUUUUCCUUCCCCCUCCCCCGUGGACCCCUCGCCUCUCCCUCCUUUCCCUUUCAUUCCCGACCCAACCUGCCAAAAUGAACAGCUCGGACGAAGAGAAGCAGCUGCAGCUCAUCACCAGCCUGAAGGAGCAAGCAAUAGGCGAAUAUGAAGACCUUAGAGCAGAGAACCAGAAAACAAAGGAGAAGUGUGACAAAAUUAGGCAAGAACGAGAUGAGGCUGUUAGAAAACUGGAGGAAUUUCAGAAAAUUUCUCACAUGGUUAUAGAGGAAGUUAAUUUUAUGCAGAACCAUCUUGAAAUAGAGAAGACUUGUCGAGAAAGUGCUGAAGCUUUGGCAACAAAGCUAAAUAAAGAAAAUAAGACAUUGAAAAGAAUCAGCAUGUUAUACAUGGCCAAGCUGGGACCAGAUGUAAUAACUGAAGAGAUUAACAUUGAUGAUGAAGAUUCAUCUACGGACCCAGAUGCUGCUGCUGAGACUUGUGUCUCCGUACAGUGUCAGAAGCAAAUCAAAGAACUUCGAGAACAAAUUGUAUCUGCUCAGGAGGAAAAGAAGAUAUUAGCCAUCGAACUGGAAAGUCUCAAGAGCAAACUUGCAGAAGUAAUUGAAGAAGUAAAUAAAGUUAAACAAGAAAAAGAGGUUUUAAAUUCAGAAGUUCUUGAACAGAGAAAAGUCUUAGAAAAAUGCAACAGAGUGUCCAUGCUAGCAGUGGAAGAGUAUGAAGAAAUGCAGGUGAACUUGGAAUUGGAGAAAGACCUUCGAAAGAAAGCAGAGUCAUUUGCACAAGAGAUGUUCAUUGAACAAAAUAAGCUGAAGAGACAAAGCCACCUUCUGCUACAGAGCUCCGCUCCUGACCAGCAGCUUUUGAAAGCUUUAGAUGAAAAUGCAAAACUCACCCAGCUCCUUGAGGAAGAGAGAAUUCAGCAUCAACAAAAGGUCAAAGAAUUAAAAGAGCAACUGGAAAAUGAAACACUCCACAAAGAGAUACACAACCUCAAACAGCAACUGGAACUUCUAGAAGAAGAUAAAAAAGAAUUGGAAUCGAAAUAUCAGAAUUCUGAGGAGAAAGCCAGAAAUUUAAAGCAUUCCGUUGACGAACUCCAGAAACGGGUGAACCAGUCCGAGAACUCGGUACCUCCACCACCGCCUCCGCCACCGCCGCUCCCGCCUCCACCGCCCAACCCCAUCCGGUCCCUCAUGUCCAUGAUCCGGAAGCGAUCCCACCCCAGCGGCACUGGUGCUAAGAAAGAAAAGGCAGCUCAACCAGAAACAACUGAAGAAGUCACAGAUCUGAAGAGGCAAGCAGUUGAAGAGAUGAUGGAUAGAAUUAAAAAGGGAGUUCAUCUUAGACCAGUCAAUCAGACAGCUAGACCCAAGGCAAAGCCAGAAUCUUCAAAAGGGUCUGAAAGUGCGGUGAAUGAAUUAAAAGGAAUACUGGGGACACUUAACAAAUCCACUAGUUCAAGAAGCUUAAAAUCCCUUGACACUGAACACAGUGAAACUGAGUUAGAAAGGAUUUUGCGUCGCAGAAAGGUGACAGCAGAAGCAGAUAGCAGUAGUCCAACCGGGAUAUUAGCAACCUCAGAGUCCAAAUCCAUGCCGGUGUUGGGUUCUGUAUCCAGUGUAACAAAAACAGCCUUGAACAAGAAAACUCUGGAGGCAGAAUUCAACAGCCCGUCCCCCCUGACACCUGAGCCAGGUGAAGGGGCGUGUAAAUUGGAAGGAUGCACAAGUUCCAAGGUUACGUUUCAGCCUCCCAGUAACACUGGAUGGAGGAGACGAUACAUUGACAGUGAAAAACAAGCUGAACCAGUUGUAGUUUUAGAUCCUGUUUCCAUAUAUAACCCCCAAACCAAAGACCAGGUUGCUGAAAAAGAUCCAACUCGACACAAGGAUGACGACGGCGAAAUUAAACCAGAAGACAAAGAAGACAGCGUUGAAAAAAUAAGAGACACAGACAGCUCCAACUGCUGAUCUGUAAACCGGAAGGCUGAUGUGUUUAUAAGUCCUUUUCAAUAAGCACAUGAUUAGCUUUGGUGUAUUGGCAAGGGCUGUAGACAUUCUGUUCUCGUCACUGUAUUCAGAAUACAGGUUCUUUUCUGGUGUCACUUUUGUAAUAAGUAGUUCACCUAUAAAUAUAAGUAAGCUGUUUAGCAAAAGACACAUUCUAUGUAGUGUUUUUUUUAUCUCUGUAGGAUAAAAUUUUUUUCUAAUUACUGAGUGUGACUUCUUUUAGAAGGUUACAAAAAAAUUCAGGUGUUGAUAUCUUUUUAGGUAUUGUGCAUACCACUAUUCAAAUGUAAUCCUGAAAAUUUGCAGUGCUACGGAUAAUUGGGUAAACAGACCUGACCAACUUAAGGUGAUUUAAAAAGCCCCAAAGAAGCUUUUUUUUUUUUUUUUUUUUUAAAUCUGAUCCUCUUGGUAGAGAAACUGCAGUAGCAUGGACAUUGUUAGGUACUGUGGCAUACAAAUUACUUUCUGAAAAAUAACUGAGAUAAACUUAAAAUUCAGGAGCUGGCAUCAAACCAUAGUCGCAGAGUCAGUGUUAAUUACACACAUUGUUAACUGUGAGAUGAAAAAUACAUGCUAUUGAUCAUGUCCAAAGCCUCCCCAGGACUUUGGUGGCAGAAGUGAGGUGAAAGUCCAGUCCUUGAAUUUACUAGAGCAUUACCUUGGUAAACUAUGUGCUCUGUGCUACAAGUUAACUGUUUUCUCAUGUACCAGUGUGGCGUGAGUACCAUAUUUUAUCACAGUUCUUAUGUACAGUGAAAAACUGUGACAAGCACACAAUAUUCUUGCUUCGCUACUGUUCUACAUUAGGCAGGUUUUUGUUUUGUGUUUUUUUUGUUUGUUUUUUUUUUAAGAAAUUAAGUGGUAGUUAGUCUCUAAAAAUACAAUGUUUCAGUCUACCACAGUGAAUAAAUAGAAAUGUAAUCAGGGAUUUAAAAAACUUAUGCAGCUUUUCAAAGUUGAUUGUUUCAAAAUUGGUGUUUAUUUAAAAUAAGUGGUAAUGUACUUGAAUGCAUUUUUUUAUGACAAUGAUUCAGUAAUGGUAAUUUUACUAUUAAAGAAAGUGAAAGGUUUCGUUUUGUUAGCAUGGCUCAGCAUGUAGCUGUCAGGUAUUUCUCACCUAAGGGCAAAAGAAAAUGAUAGUAAUAAUUGCAGUAUUUGUAUUGUACUUUAUUUUUGCACGUGUGCUAAGCAUAGGCUUGAAGAGGUGGAUAGGCAGGUAAAUGUACUUCUUAUAUUUGGAGAUAAUUAUCUUUCUGUAGGUUUGUUAUGCUUGACUGUUUACAUGUUCUUCCAGUGAUGAUUUUGCAGUUACUUAUCAGUUUAUUCCUGGGGGAAUUAAACUGUAAUGUUUUUCAAAUGUAAUCUUCCCUAAUUGAAUACUACUGCGAUAUGGUAUACUAACUACAAACUGCAUUAAUUCACUUAAACAAGUUCUGUUAUGCUGUGAUUUGAACCCUCCUCACCACACUUAUUAAAAAGCACCAACAGUUUCCCAUUAAA